Messenger RNA from Lucilia cuprina (Australian sheep blowfly), 2899 nucleotides. Its product is annotated as coiled-coil domain-containing protein lobo. Lineage: Eukaryota; Metazoa; Arthropoda; Insecta; Diptera; Calliphoridae. Gene Ontology annotation, biological process: flagellated sperm motility. Gene Ontology annotation, cellular component: motile cilium. The record is from RefSeq and is a predicted model, not a curated record.
UAUUUUAAAAUAUAUUUUCUCAAGACAUUUUAUUUUUUUGUAAAUAAAAUAAAUAAUCAUGCCUCGUCAACCUUAUAUUUCAAAGGCUAAAAUUACAAUUGAUUCACAUAAACAUGAUGAUCAAAUUAAAAGUAUUGAAGAAGCUCAACAUGAAGCAGUACGUUUAGAUAAUAUGGAUGCCAAAAAUGCAGAUAUUAAAGAGGCAAGAUAUGAAGUAGAAGACAAAUUUGACGACUUGGAUAAUGAAACCGUUCAAAACAAAAAUUCGUACCAAGUUGGACGCAUUGAUUUAUCAUUUCCUGAAACUGUUGAAGAAUUUAAGGAUUCUAUUCACUGCUAUCCACCUUCCUACUAUACUAUAUCAGCUAAAGAACGGCUACUGUUAUUAUAUGCAGAAAAUUUUCGACACCAGUUUGUUAUUAACAAUUCGAAUAGACGUCCCCUAGUUUUAGCCCUACCCAAUGAAUGUAAUGUACAAAAAUUCGUAUGUACCACAAUACGACCUACAUCAUUUCUCCAUAGACCUUUAAUUAGAAAUGCGGAAGAGUGUGCAAGUUUCGUUGCAGAUUUCAUUAUUUACGAACCAUUAGAUGAUAUGAUGAGUUUUCCCAAAAGCCUGAUGUCACCGUCAACUUUGCUUAGACGACGUCGCGGGAAUAGCUUUGAAAUGGCGACACUUCUCUGUAGUAUGCUUAUUGGGGCUGGAUUUCCAGCAAUGGUUGUAUCUGGAGUUGCUCGUGCAGACACGGUAGAAAAUAAUCAACGCAAUGUAAAAUAUCCACAUAAAAUAAUCGAUAUUACAAUUGAUGACGAUACAAAAGACAACGUAAAAGCCGAACAGACGUACAGGCUGAGACAAAUGCCAGAUUUGGAAAGUCGCUUGCAUGAAAAUAUUGCACAACUUUUGAGUGAAAGAUCAGAAAAAGAACUACGAAUACAAGAAGAAAUCACGAGAGCUGAGCUUGAGGAGCUUGAAUUAAAAGCGGCAGAUAAGUUUCAUUAUCGAAGAUCGCAUGCAUGGGUGGCAAUAAUUGAAAACGCUCCAUGGAGUAUAAAGCCAAAGAAAAAAUAUAAAAACGAUAAUGAAGAACCACCUAGAGCGCAUUUUAUUGAGCCAUCUACAGGACUUUUCUGUGAUUCUAAUAACAAAAACUAUAUUUUAAUAGAUAGUGUAUGGAAUAACUUACAAUACUAUGUUAACAAACAACAAUAUUUACGCGUUAAAGACAUUCGAUGGGAUCUAAGAAAUAUUGAAGACUGGGAACAUCUUUUGCCGGGAGAACCGAAAGAAAUGCGAACUCAUGCAGUACAUUCUGAUGAAAAUAUAAUUUCCACAGAUCACCUUUUAGCUGAAGAAAAACAUUUAGAUACCAUACGCUCCUGGGUAACUCGAAUGCAUAUUGGCGAGAAGGACUUUGAAGAACGUUUUCCACAACUUCAGAAAACCAUAUUAUACAAAGGUGCUAAACAUGAGAGAUUCUCUCCAUAUACACAAAUGGAUGGCAAAGUAAUGCAGCUAACACUAUAUGCUGAUGAUGAUUACCAGAAACCUACUAUGCGCUGGGAAUACUAUGAGAAUCGAUCGGAUUUACUUGUUCAACUAAAAUUCAAAUAUGACACUUUCGAAAUAGAAGAAACCUUUGAGAAAGGUCGAAAUGAUAGUUUAAAAUUUCUUCGUUCAAAUAGGAAUACAUUGGCACCAAAAGAACUGUAUUUCUUUUCCGAUCCCAGACAAGAUUCGCUGAAAUAUUUAAAACUUGAAAGUGAUCGCAUCAUGCUUCAUUACAGGAAGCGAACUGAUUUUUGCUUCUAUCAAGAGUUUGAAUUUAAGGCUGCAGAUCAAGUGCUAAAGAAAAUUGUGGAGAAAUUUAAUCGCAACUUAUUUAUACCAGCUGAUAAAGAUAUUGCCGUUCGCACAUUCAAUCUAAAUGAACGUAAAAUUUCGCUAAAAUAUCACUAUGCCAAGGGUGCUUUGACAGCUUCAACUCGUGAAUUUAUAAAACCUCAAAAACCGGAUUAUGGACAACAAAUUAUGUUUGAUUCUUCUUUAAUAAAAUCCUACAAGGCGAAUGUAGCCGACCCUGAUCUCACAUCUCUGGAAUUAUAUCGAAUUUUAUUGAAUCAAAUGCAGUAUGAAGAGAAACUAAAAAAACAGUUUGAAAAAUUUUUGGAAGAAACUAAUACAAUUUUGGAUCAGCGAAAAAUUGAACUCGAAAACUCGUGUCUUGAAUUUCACAUUUUUGAUUCUCUUCGCAAUAAAGGUGCACGCACAAAACGUCUACAACAGUAUGCUGAUGAAGAAGUUUAUCAACGUGAACUUAAAGCUAAACCCGCGGACUUUCUCGCUCCCUAUUUAGUAGCUUAUAAAAAUCGUAAACUCACUUACGAAGAAUCAUGGGCUGCCUACAAUGCCUGCCUUUUUGAUUUAAAAUCUCGGUUUAUUGGUCUUCUCAAUGAUUUACAACGGCAGUAUGAAGAUCUUACAACAGAAUCAAAAUCAUUGCAAAGAUUUUUGAAUAAAUUUGAGAAUCAAUUUAAUAAUUAUGACUACGAACAACUGGUAAAUGAGGCAAAGGAAAUUGAAUUGAACAAACGUAUGGUACAGCAACGUUUGACUUUAACACAUGAAGGAUCCCAAAAAAAAUAUGAAACCAUAAAAGAGUCAUUGCUACAUGAUUCUCGAUUAAAUCUGCAUCCAAAUUUAUAAUAUGAAUUUAUGUUUUUAGAUUUGAUUAAAUAAACAAAUUACAGUUAUUUUAAUAUUCAAAAUACAACUGAAGAACUUCUUGCAGUAACUCGUUAUGCCACAAAAAUAAAAUUUUUAAUAAAUUGACAUUUAAAUUAAAAAAAAUUAAAAAAAAUUGUACUUUAAACACGCUUAAUAACUAUAAUCAUAACU